Messenger RNA from Asterias rubens (European starfish), 16092 nucleotides. RefSeq lists its product as uncharacterized. Gene Ontology annotation, biological process: lipid transport. Gene Ontology annotation, molecular function: lipid carrier activity. The transcript is spliced from 31 exons. The record is from RefSeq and is a predicted model, not a curated record. Lineage: Eukaryota; Metazoa; Echinodermata; Asteroidea; Forcipulatida; Asteriidae. Bases 56 to 15136 code for a protein of 5026 amino acids.
GAGUGCAGUGGAAGCUUCAAAGUAAAUCUAUUUUGGUGACUAUUGGAGCCUCAAGAUGAGAUUUUGCGUAUUGCUCCUGACGGUAGCCAGUGCCUUGGCCUGGCCCGUACAGUGGUCGGAAACCGACGAACAAUGUCCUCCCAUGAGCGACAGGCUCUUCGAGUCCGGCUCGAGCUACCUCCUUAAAUACGACGCAUCUGUCACCACCCUCAUCCAGGGGACCAGUCAUGAGGUCACAGGAAUGAACGUCGACUGCGACGUCUUAAUAGAGGCAACGUCGGAUUGCAUGUUGGUCUUAUCCACCGAAAAAUGCAACCUGAAGAACGUUGAGGGACAACGCUUGCUGAACAGCAAGCAGUUCUCCCAGGACAUGAGUGCCCACAAAACCAUCUUGAAAAUGGACAAUGGUAGAGUGUUGGAAAUCCUCGCACACGAGGACGAACCUCUUUACAUUCUUAACAUCAAGAGGGGUAUCAUCUCCACUCUCCAGUACGACUUGAGAGAAGACCAAGUGGUUGAACAGACCACCGUCAACGGAAACUGUACCUCACAGCGCACCGUCAUCGACCGUUCAAGACCUGGCCGUGUCCAAGAAGUGUCCAUCACAACCGAUCUCAACAACUGCACCAGACCCCAACAGAAGGUUGUUACAUUGUCUCCAACUUCAUUCCUUACCGGUGUGCAAGUCGCCGACAAGUUCAUCAACUCCACCAGGGUAUGUAGCUACGAGCUGAGAGAUGAGAAUGUCAAGAAGGUCAACUGUUUCGAGAGCCACGUCUUCAACCCAUUCAGCUACGACGGAGUGCGCGGAGUCCAGACAUUCAUCCAGCAAGAGCUUAAGUUCAAGGAAAAGGGAAAGAUCAACAGUGUCUUGAAGCUGAAGGACAACUUGGUAAAGAAGAACUUGACUUUUGAGUUUGAGGAACAGCAGGAAUCUGCUCAUGAUGACCGUACCCAUGCCGAAGCCAUCCUGGCCGAGCUUGUAAAGGGCUCCCUCGAGGAAACUCAGAUGGACAGUGCUCGCCUCUUUGGAGAGUUUGUUGUCAGCAUCCGUACCUUGAACUACGAGACUUUGAAAGCGCUUUUCGAUGGAGUCCGAACCAGAGAGGUUGAACUUGAAAAGACUUACAAGUACGAUGCCCUCCUCCAGUGCGGCAGUGUCCCAUGCUUCAAGGUGAUGAAUGAUCUCGUCAUUGAUGAGUCAGUCCCAUCUCCAAUCUCCGAUGCCAUCAUGUACAUCAUGGCUUUCCGUCAGUUCCCACCUCUGACCCUCAUUGAGGAGAGUCUGAGAGUUGCUCACGUCCACAAGAGGCAGUCAGUCCUCCUUCCGCUCAGCAUCAUGGUCCAUAACUACUACAUCCAACAGGAGGAGACCCUGAAGGUUGCUCGCAAGCUUCCCGAUCCCCUGAAGGAGACAAUCCGUAUGGUCCGUGACAUGCUCGGCAGAGAUUGCUCCACACCCGAUGAGAUCCAAGGAGAAAGGAGAGUUGAGAACAACCGUCUUGUCCUCCUCGCCCUGAAGAGCAUUGGCAACAUGGGUGAAGCCGUACAGAAGUUUGACAGUGACGAGAUGUACACCACCGAGCAGAUCGUUCCCCGUCUGAAGGAAUGCAUCGCCCGAAAGGACCUCCACCACAACGCCUCAAUGGCCGCCAUCCAGGCUUUCCGCCGCUUCAACAUCCCAAGCACUGACGAGAAGAGAGUCCGCACUUCACUGAAGGAAGUCCUCGGAGACUCCUCAAGGAAGGUCCACUCCCGCAUUGCUGCUUACCUGAUGGUCAUGCGUAGCCACCCUGAGAUUGUUGAUCUAGAGGAGAUCAUUGAAAUCAUGCUGAACGAGCCCCUCAUGCAAGUUAAGGCUUUCGUCUUCUCUCACAUCGAGAAUGUCCUGGAGUCAGAUGAGCCCCUUGUUCAAGAUCUGAAGAGGAAGAUUGUCGCUGCUAUGGGCAACCGUAUGCUCCCAGAGUACCCCAAGGACCCUCUCCGUUACUCUCGCAACAUUGAGAAGUCUAAGGCUGUCAACGUCCCCUACUUAAACAAGACCAUGGCCGCUCAGAUGGAAUCCAACAUCAUCUUUGACGCUGAGCACUACCUGCCCCAUCACGUCAUGCUCAACACAACCAUCAAUGUCCUCGGACAGAGCUGGAACUUGUUUGAGGCUGGUGUUGAGAUGAAAGGAUUUGAAUCUGCUCUUGAGGCCAUCUUCGGUCCCAUGGGCUACUACCCUGAUGACAUCCUCGGCAGCAUCUACAAGCAGAUGGACACCAAGAUCCUCCCCAAGAUGUGGAAUGCCUACACCUUCCUGGUGGAAGAGGCUCAGGUCCAGAUUGAGGACCUCCGCAACACACCCUACGCUGAGAUGAGUGAGAAGAUCUUGGAGAAACUUGAUGCUGCCAAGAAGGUUAUCCUCGAGAAGUUGAACAUGGCUAAGCCCAAGACCACCACCACUCCCCAGAAGGAGAGCCCAAUGGCUGAGCAUAUGAAUGAAGUGCUGAAACAGGCCCUUCCAGCCGAAUUCGAAGCCAAACUGAACAAGAUCCACGAGAUGAUCCCCCAGGAAGCCCAGAUGGUCCACGCCUCUGUGUACCUGAAGAUGCUCGGUAACGAGCUCGGAUACAUCAGCCUUGAAGACAUCAAAGGCCUGAUCCCAAGACUCAACUUCACUGUCGCUAACAUCAAGACCGUUGCCAAGAAGUAUGCCCAAGAGAUGAUGGAGAAUGUUGCCCAAGGAAUUGAGAAGAACAUCACUAAGAGCUUCAUCUUCUUGGAGCGUGACUUCAUCAUCCCAACCAGCGCUGGUCUUCCUUUGAACUGCUCUGUCAAUGGAUCCGCUGUGCUUAGCCUGCGUAUGCGUGCUGCCCUCGGUAUGGAGCUGAUUAUGACUAAGGCUUUCGCCUCUGGCAGAAUCGCCCCUAGUGCUUCUAUUGAGGUUGUGGGAACCAUGGGAGUCAAGGUACCAGUCCUCGGUGAGGCUUCCGUCAUGGCUAACGCCACUGCCUACCACGCCUCUCAUGUUGAGGGUAACAUCACCCUUGCUGGACCACACCUCAAGUUGAACCUCAACUCUACCCAGGGACCAAUGAACCUCCUUAACUUCUCUACCAACUACUUCUUGGUCAAGCCUGAUGGUGGCAUCCAGCUCAUCCCAGGAGUGCAGAAGGACCGUGUUGAUGUUAAGAAAUGUGUCGGAGUCGCCAAGACCGUCCUCGGAACUGACCUGUGUGUCUCAUGGGCUUACCCCAACGCUAGCUAUGUUGAUGAAGCACCUCGCUUCCCCAUCACUGGACCAACCAGCUUCAACAUCACUCUUGUCAACUCUGACAAGGCCCUGAAGACCUUCACUCUCGAGUUCUUGUACAAGAACAUGAAGAAGGGAGGAAGCCCAGCCAAGAAGACAAUCCAACAACUGAUGAAGAAGAAGUCUGCAUCCAUGCCCGCUGAGAUCACCGACGUCAUCUUGGUUAACUUCACUGCUCCAGGUGAGACCCUCAGAAGAGAGAUCUCUUCCAAGAUCACCUUCAACCGUGCCACCUACGAGACCAAGUGGAACUUCUCUGUCCCCGAGCUCCAGACCUAUGCCUUUGCCGGCCUUCUUAACCUGAAGAACCCCAAGACCAACACCAAGGGUAUUCACCUCGUUGCCAAUGCCACCCUCACUCCCGAGUACAAUGCAUCCGUCUCUCUGACCCUGAAGAACGUCACCACUGUGGAGAAGACAAACCUCACCGCCGUCUUCAAUGUUUCCGUUAUGGAGCUUUACUUAGCCAAUGUUGCUCAGUUUGUGAAGGAAGGCAUGAAUGUUAAGGCCAGCGCAACCAACUUCUACUACUGGGAUAAUGAGACACCAAUCUACCAGCAGAUUCUCUUCCCCCUCUACAACUACGCCAUCCGUCAGGAUAAAUACCGCCAGAACACCGCUUUGGUUCAGUGGGACGUCACUCGUCUUAGCCCAGAAGCAUACAAUGUUGAUGCCAAGGCACUCCUGAGUGUAUUCCAACAGAACCUGACCUUCACCAGCCAAGCUAGGAGAGUAGAAGCUGUAUCUUAUGAUAACGAUAUGGAAAUUAAAUUCGCCAACUGCUACAUGGAUUACUCAAUCCUCAAUAGUACAGUGAGCUCCCGCGACUCUGUACUGUCACCAACCGUCACCAAGUAUGACAUCCGAAUGGCACUGACACGUAAUGACAAAUCAAUCGUCUAUGAACAUGAGAGGAUCUUCAGUCCCAAGGAGCUGAACGAAACUGUCACCAUCGGUUUCGAGAAGAUGGAGAAGACUUUGAAGCCAAGCUUCGAGGCUUACAGAGAUUGGACUUUCUUGAGCAUGUAUGGCGACAGCGCAUUCACCACAACCAAGACUUCUUACAAUAUGACCACCAAGCUUUGCCUGCGCAAUGAGACCAUGGAUACCAUGGAGCCAACCCCAGUCAUGUACAUGGCUUACUUCAACGUUAGUCUGCCAAAUCCAAUGAGUGAGGAACGCAUCACAUACAGCAUGAGCGGCCGCUAUGCCAAUGAGUCUCCACUCCUUGACAACCAGUACAGCUAUUGGACCCAGUUCAACACCACUGUACCAACACUGAAGCUGAAGACCGCUUCCGUCUACACUCUCAUGAAAUCCGAGAAUGACUUUGUCUUCUGGUUUAACGACACCGCCAUGACAAUGGAGGAGAAGCCUCUGUUCAUCAUCGACUCCGAUCUGACUUUGAGCAAGCAGAGAGGCAACUACCUUGCCUUCAGGACUGUCACACCAGUCUACAACUUCACCUUCAACGUGAACGCCGACAAGGACCAGGAGAAGGGAUGGGUUCUGAGCUACACCACUUCUCACAACAACACUCUGACUGAUCUCCUUAAUGUUACUCAAGCUGCCACAGCAACUCUGAGCCGUGAAGCCAUGUCGUUGAACGGUAUGUUUUACCACCCCUGGCUGCAAGCUGACAUGACCAACAUCCUCACACCAAGUGGUCCCAUCAAGCGAAUCAACGUGCCUGAGCUUAAAGAGUUCAUCGUUGAGGCCUACAGAAAGACCUUGGAGCUGAACAUGGAUGGGCUGAAGGAGAUGAGCCGCGAAGCUGUACAGUUGGUUCUGGACUCCCGUUUGGAGUUAACCAACUCACUUCGUGCUUACACACCAAUGGUCGCUAACCUGACGCUGGAUAACUCCUUCUUGAUCGACAGCACCAUGCUGCACAAUGUCUUCGACAUUGAAGUCAACCGCUCAAGAUGUGGAUCUGGUCUGAGAGUCAACACAACUUCCUUGAUCAAUGCCGAGGGCAUGAAGACUGGCCUGAGCUACAGAGUAAAGGGACGCCGUCUACCUGAGAUCACUGGUAACCAUACCAUUCAGGUCCUGAAGGAAGAUGAGAGCCACAUGAAGGUAGAUGUUCAGAAUGACUUCCUCUUCGGAUCUCGCUUUGUUAACCUUACCACCAAUGCUGACUACCAGAUCAAGAAGAUGAACAGGCCCUGGAGGUUUGAGGCCAUCAAUAGUGGCAUCAAGUACAACCUAACCAGCCCACUGAUGAACUCCUCCAUGGAAUCUGGUAUUUUCUUUGACAACUUCGAGAACAUCACCAACUUCAAUGGUAUUGAGUAUUCUCUGAAUCACAAUGCUACCUCAAGGUGGGCCAACACCUCAACCCUCUCUGGUAUCAGGUUUAAUGGAUUCAGGUCUCUCUUCAACUUUGAUGACAUCUCAACUGCUCUUGUACACAGCUUCAACUCAACUCUGACCAACUGGACCACAGAUGCUAGGUUCAACCUUCAGAACGUUCGCUCUUUGUUCAACUUUGACCGUCUGGAUGCUGGUGCCGAGUACAACAUGGCCUCUCGCUGGUCUAAUGUCUCAACUGGGGCUGAAUACCUCGUCGAUGGACUCACUGCUCCUUUUGCAUUUAGGCUCAUUGACGGCAAAAUUUACCACAACAUCACCACCCCCUGGUCCGAGAUGACAACAGAAGGUCUUCUUCAGUUCAACAACUUCAUCUCCAUGUUCAACUUUGGUGGAAUUCAAGCAUCAGGAGAGAACAAGAUGGUCUCUUCCCUGUCCAACUGGACCAAUGAUUUCAUCAUCGACUUCUCCAACUUCCGAUCUCUCUUCAACUUUGACCGCAUCCUCAUUGAGGCUGGCAACCGAAUGAACUCUUCCUUGGCAAACUCUUCCAACACUGGUGUGCUUGAGGUCAACAAUGUCCGCUCCAUCUUUGAGUUUGAUGAAGUAAGAUCCUCUGCUGUACAUGAUGUCACAACUCCAUUGGGCAACUGGACUCUUGGAGUUGGAAUGGACCUCAACAACUUUGUUUCUCUCUUCAAAUUUGACGAAGCAACAUUCGGAGCCAAGCACAACUUGACUUCCACCUGGUACAACACUACCACAGAGUCUGAGCUUGCCCUUCGCAACAUGAGAUCUCCAUUUUCCUUUGGUAAGAUCAUGGCUGCUAUGGAACACAACACCAACACUUCUAUGGGCAACUGGACAACAUACUCCGGCAUCUCACUAAACGGGUUCCAGAGUAUCUUCAACUUCCAGAGCAUUGAUGCUGCCUUGGGACAUGAGAUCAAAUCCCAGUGGGUCAACUGGACCACCAACUACAACAUGCAGUUGGAUGACGUCCGAUCCCUGUCUGUCUUCCGUAAUGCCAACAGUGAAUUCUCCACAGUUCUUACUAGCAAAUUGGGUAACAUGACCACCAACACCGGAAUGCAGUUUGAGGCUUUCAGGUCACUCCUAGACUUCAACAGAAUCGGCGCAUUCUACAAUACCUUCAUUAACUCCAGCAUCGUGAAUGCUUCUCACACCUUUGAAAAUGAAGUUGUCAACUCAAGAGGUCUGUUUUCUUUUGAUAGUGCAACCAGCAAGAUGACCACAAAUGUUGUUAGCAUUUUGGGAAAUGCUGAGCUCUCCAACAAUGUCCAGCUGAACAACUUUGUCAGCCUUACCACAUUCAGGAACAUCGAGCACACUCUUACUGUAGAUGUCAUCGCUCGUUAUGUCAAUGCCACUCACUUCAGUGAAUUGACUUUGGAUGGCUUUUCUGGCAUCUUCACUUUCGGUAAGGUUCAACACCAACUGCGUUCCAACCUUGUAUCUCGCUUCUUGAAUGCCUCCAUGCAAGAUGACCUCAAGCUUCUUAACUUUGUAUCUCUGAAGCAAUUUGAGUCUGCUUCCCUUGGAGUCAACCACAUUGUCAACAGCUUUAUUGGCCAGUUGGAGUUGACCCAAUCUUAUGGUAUCUCUGGCAUGCGUGACUUCAUGAGUUUCCAGAAGGCGAAUGCCAACAUCAUCUUUGUAGGCGAAGGACCUCUUGGACACCUCACUCUGAAGCAUGAUCAAAAAAUUAAGGACAUGUCUGGCAUGUUCAAGAUUCAGUCCGCUACCUUCACCCAAGAAGCUAAGCUUUUGGCUCGUUUCUUCAACCUUACGGCAGUCCACUCUCAGGAGACAAACCAGAUGGCAGGUCCCUUCAAAUUCCAACGUAUUAAUGGCAGCAUCAACUACGAUGUGAGCACCCCAGUUGGAACACUGAAGGCCGGCGCAAGUUCUGAUCUGAGUAACUUCAAGAACAUGAUGAAGUUCCGUCUUAUUAACAACACUGCCCUUCUCAACAUGACCAGCCGUUUCAUGAACCUGACCCACCUGACUCAGACAGAGUUCCACAACUCCCGCCGUUUGAUGGAUUUCGAGCACAUCAUUGCCAACACAAGCACCAACUUCUCCUCUCCAAUUGGAAAGGUUGCUACCACUUCUGUUGCUGAACUCAACAACUUUGAUGACUUUUUCAAGUUUUCCUUGGUCCGUGUCAACAACACUGUAAACAUCAGCAACUGCUAUCUUAAUGCCACCAGUGUACAUGGUGUAGAGUUCAACAAUUUCCGCAAAGCCUUUACCUUUGAGAGAGUCAAUGCAUCCAGUCUGUUGAAUCUUAGCACACCUCUUGGUGUUGCCAGCAACAUUGCUGAGAUUGCAUUUGAAGACUUCACCAGCUUGUUCAACUUCCGCAUCAUCAACUUCACUUCUCGUGCAAAUGCCAGCAGCAAACAUGUCAACGCUACAAGCCAGACUAAUGUUACGCUGAAUAACUUCUCCUCCUUGACAGCCUUUGAAAGCAUCAUUGCUCUCACCAAGAAUAACCUCAAUACCCCUGUCUUCAACACCUCAGGAAAAACUGGUAUUGAGAUGCACAACUUCGCAAGCCUGUUCAACUUUGGCCGUGUGAAUGCUAGCGUUAUUGCUGAGCUGACAAGCAAGUUCAUCAAUUCAUCCAAUGAGGCUGCAGUUGAGUUCAUCAACUUCACCAAGCUGUACACUUUUGAAAGAAUCAAUGCUACCGGAAAGACCAACCUGAGCACUCCCUUCAUCAACACCACAGCUGUGGGAUCUGUUGGUUUCCAUGACUUCCGCAACCUCAUUGACUUCUCUCGCAUCAAUUCUUCCAUCGAGGCUAACUUGACCAACUGUUUGGCCAAUUUGACCACCAGUGGCAGCAUGGAGCUGAACAACAUGUCCGGUUUUAGCAAGUUUGAGCUGCUGAAUGGCACCACAAGAGUCAACCUCAACAGUAUCUUGCUGAACUUGACCACUGCCACCAACAUGGAGAUCAACAGAAUGACUGGAUUUGCCCGCUUCCAGCGCAUGACCAACAAUGCAAGCAUGAACGUCACCAGCAGGUUGGCCAACAUGACUGCAGCAGUCAACUCUGAAGUCAACAACAUGACCGGUCUGAACAAGUACGAGCGCAUCCUUGGAAAUGCCAGCCUCAACUUCACCAGCAAGCUUGCCAACUUGUCUGCUGGCACUGGCAUGGAAGUCAACAACAUGACUGGUCUGAUGAUGUAUGAUAGAAUCUUUGCUAAUGCUAGCAUGAACUUCAGUAGCUGCAUUGCUAGCCUCAACGGCAGCUCCAACAUCGAAGUCAACAACAUGACUGGUAUGAUGGUGUACGAUAAAAUCCUUGCUAAUGCUAGCAUGAACUUCAGCAGCCCCAUCGUCAGCCUCAACAGCAGUUCCAACAUGGAAGUGAACAACAUGACUGGUUUCAGCAGAUUUGAGCGCAUUAUUGGAAAUGCAAGCCUGAACAUGACCAGCCAGAUCGCCAACUUGACCACUGGUACAAACAUGCUGAUCCGCAACAUGAGAGGAAUUGGUCAGUUUGAUCAGAUCAUUGGCAAUGCCAGCUUGAACUUCACCAGCAAAGUCGCUAACAUGAGCACCCAGCACCUUAUUGAGAUGAACAACUUUGCCAAUCCCAUCACUUUUGAGAAGCUGAACAUCACCAGUAACAUGGAUGUCACCAGCAUGAUCGGCAAGGUCGCCCUGAAGGGAGGUGUUGAAGCCCACAAUGUAAGACUCUUGUACACCUUUAACCGUGUCAAUGGCAGCAUCGCAGCAACAGCUGUCAGUAAGAUCGCCAAUUUGACCGCUGGAGCCAACCUAGGUCUGCAUGGUGUCGCUACUCCUACUAACUUCGGGAGAGUCGAGGGUGACCUUAAGUGGGAUCUUGUUUCCAAGUACUUAACAGCUGGACAGAACUCAAUGUUUUUGCUCGACCGUUUCCGUGAUCUCCGUACCUUCAAUGGCAUCUCUGGUAACACCCGCAUCUUCAUCGACACUCCAGUCUACGUCACUGAACUCCGCACCAACCUGAACAUCGACAAUGCAUACAACUUUGUCCAAGAAGCUGAGAUGCUGUCCGAGGUUAUCACAGGCAACAGGUAUCAAGUUAUCUUUCGACAGACAGCUAAUAAUGACCGCAUCCUGCUCAAUGCUACCAUCCCAGCUCGUGGAUCUCUCUGCGCAGAAGGACAUCUCAACCCUGUUGGCGAUGAGUUGACCAUGACUCUCUUCCACCAGAAGAAGGAUAUCAAGACUAUCGACCUGAGCUUGCUGCUUAAAUUGAACAACACCGGUGUCAUCUACAGCAAUGUCAGCUGGAACCCAGAGACCCUUCAGGCCAUCAAAGAAUUCAAGAAUGAGAUCUACAACAACCUCCUUGAGAUGGUCCGAAAUGCCAGCAACACCUCCAAAGUGUACCUCGAGCAAGGCCUCAACACCACUCUUGAGCUUCUGAACCAGGCAGUUGAUGUUGCUAACACCACCUACAACCUUUUGAACUUCACCAUCUAUAACCCACGUGAAGCUUUCCAGAAUUUCCGUGAGCUUGAGCAAGUCCAAAAGCUGAUGGAGAAGUGGAAUGUAGCCAUCCAAAAGGUUAAUGACACCAUCAGGGGUGUUGUUAACCGCAUGGAUUUCACCACAGUUGAAUCUAUCAUAGACAGCUUCAAGGCAUUGGAAGAAGUUCAGAGGGUUGAGCAGAUUGUGAAAGAUUUCAUCAGGAAGAAUUCCAAGAAGAUGUCACAAAUGAUCGACGCAAACGUUGAGAAAGUCAAGCAGCUUAUCCAGGAAUACACUCUAAAGGUUGAACAAGCCCGAGAGGAAUUUCUCAGAAUCACCAAGGACCCGGAACACCUCAUCAAUGUCUGGGUUAUGAAGUGCAUUGAUAUGACCGUAUACGAUGCCGCUGUAAAGAGCUACGACCUGACCCAAGACUACUCACUUCUAGCUUUGAAUUACUCAAAGAACUUCAGCCGUCAAGCUCUGAACUACACCAAGACCUUCAGCCGUCAAGCUCUGAACUACACUCUCAACUUCACCGAGUGGGCCGUCAAUAACACCAAGGGCUUCACCCAGUUGGCUGUGUACAAGAUCAACAACUACACCGUCCUGGUGUACAACUACACAAUGAAUGUAUCUAAGAUGGCUCUGGAGUUUGGUCGCAACUAUUCUGAUGAGGUUAGAGUGAUCUCCGAGGCUGCUCUUGAAUACGCUUUGUACUACAAAGAAUUAGCUCUGAAUAAAACCGAGUUGGUUAUGAAUGUGACCAGACCAUACAUUAUCUGGGUCGAUGAAAUCAGCAUGCCAUACAGAGUCAUCGCUGUCGAGUAUGCUCAACAGCUCAAGAAAGAUACCGGCAAGAAAAUGGUUGUUAUUUUGAAGAAGGCCAAGGCAGCUGGUAAAGCCUCCAUCAAGUAUGCUGUGAUUGGUUACAAGACCGGCCUCAGCUACGCGUCCAAUGCAACUGCCUACGUCAUUGAGAUCAGCAAGGACCCCGAGCAUAUCUUCAACAGGUACCUCGCUCAAUACCUUGAAGGCACCAUCUUCCAGGCUGGCGAGAGAGCUUACUACCAUGUCAAAGAUGCUGCUGACAAGUGGUACCUAGAGGCUGAGGUGAUCUACCAGAAGUACUACACCGAGAUGGAAGAGCUCAUCAACACCACUGUGGAGAAACUGUCAACUUUCGUGGAGCUGAAGCUCAACCAAUUUGAUGUCCUUAGCAAGAACGAGACCCACUCCAUCAACAUCUACCUCCGCAAGUACUUUGAGAAGAAUCUCUUUGAGAUUGUUGAGUUGGUUAAGAACAAGAUCAGUGUUACCCGUGAGAAUGGCCGUAUUCUCCAAACUCAGUUCAGGCAAUGGUUGAAGAAGGCUGCCAAGCAGCCCUUCGAGGUGACCAAGCAAGAAGUCAAGCAGUUCUUCAAUGCCAAGUACGAGAAAGCCCAAGUGCUGAUCGAGGAGUUCCUUGCUCGUGAGGAUGUCAUUGAGAUUCUUGAGAAGAUCAAGAAGCCUCUGCUCUGGGCCAACCAGACUCGCUUCCAGCCCCUGCAACAAACCAUCGAUGAGGUUAAGGUUAUCCUAGAAGAAGCCAAAUCCAUGGCCAAAGCACUAUACCUUGACUUCACUGAGCGAGAAGAGUACCAGCAAACCAUGCAAGUCUACAGAGACUUCAUGGCUAGAGAAGAUGUCACCAAGGUCUUAGAGGUUUCCGAGAAAAUGAUGCUGUGGGCCAACCAGACCCGCUUCCAGCCCCUGGAGGUGACCCGCGAGGAAAUCAUGAUGAUCCUGAGGAAAAACUCAGAGAUCAUUCGUGAGAAGAUCAUGACCUUCCCCGUAGAGUCCAAUGUAAGAAAGGCUGUAGCAUUUGUUACUGUCUUGGCUGAAGACACCAAAGUACUCGCCAUCAAGUACAUCGAUCUCGUCAAUGAGAAGUACAUCAUCGUGAUGGAUGUUGCUGAAGAGAAUUACUUGCUCGUCAAAGAAUACGCUGAAGAGAAAUACUUGCUCGUCAAAGAAUACGCUGUUGAGCAAUGGCGUUACUUGAAGGAAGAGACCACAUACGUUGUUCGAGCUGAGGAGCUUCUUGAACAGACCAAGGCUUUCGUGACUGACCAGAUCGAGUACACAAGAAAUCUUGCUGAAGAGGUUAAGGUUGCUUCCAUCGAGAUGGCUCAGGAUUACAUCACCUAUGUCAAUGGCACCAUGCCAGGUUGGUUUGUCCGUUAUUACGAACUGAAUCAGAUCCCAUUCAAGGCAUUCACCCGCUACGUUACCUUCCUCUACGACAGUCAAGACAGAAUUGUCUACGUUGUUCGUUAUGUCAUCUCAGAAAUCCCAGUCGUCUUCGAUAACGGCCUGAACGCCAUCGGACAAGUUGGAGAGCACAGCUAUGCUAUGAACACCAGCCACCCAAUCUCAUGGGCCAGCUUCCGCGAGACCCCCACUUUGACCGAGGCCCAGUGGAACAUGAUCGAGGAGACCAAGGACCUGAUCAAGCUCAACCUCAUUGAGCCUUCCGUCGUUAAGAUCAAGGAAUGGGUGAGACGUGCCAAUGAGACUCAACAGGAGAUCCGUGAAUACAUUGAGGAGGUAUACAACAAACCUGUCGUGCAGCAGCGCAUUUCAGAGCUUAGAGAGAAGAUCAUGCAGCUGAAACAGAACAUCACUGAAGAGUACAAGAAGCUGCCAACUCUUGAAGAGCUCAAAGACUUUGAUAAGCUCGCUGAGAAGUACCCAGUCAUCUUGGAAAUCAAGGAGAACCUGAUCGAACUCAAAGAAAACAUCACCGAGAAGAUCCCCACCAUUGAAGAGCUGAAGGGCAACUGGACCAUCUUCAGACAGAACGUCGAGGACAAUUUGAUUGUCCUGAGAGCCAACAUUGAAGACAAUCUGAUCGUCCUAAGGGCCAACAUUAAGGGCAACUGGACCAUCUGGAGGAGUUACAUCGAAGGAAACUACACCAUGCUGAAGGAAAACAUCAUUGAGAACUACCCAGUCUGGAAGGCCAAGGCAACCGAGUUCCUUAACAACGCCACCCAAAAGGUGGAAGAGAUCUAUGAGCUCGUAAAGAAGGAGUACCCCAAUGCAAAGAUCCAUGCACAGAAUCUCAUCAAGAUGAUCAAGGAAAAGACACUUGAGGUUCGUGCUGAAAUUGAAAGAGUUGCUCCCAUCUGGGUCGAGAAAGCUAAGGAACUGGUGCAGAAUUUGACUGACAAAGCCAACGAGUUGUACCCCGUCUACGUCGAACAGCUGAGAGACUUGAUGGAGAACCUCCGUAACAAGAUCGACAGUGAGUACCCACAACUGAGGAUCAAGGUCGAGGAAGGAAUUGAGAAGAUCAAGGAGCUGAUCGAGUACUUGAAGGAACUCCGUAGGCAGAUCCCAGUCGAGAAGAUCCUUGCUCUGCGUUACUACAGACCAUUCAGCUCAGAAGCAACUGCACUGAUCUUUGACUCACUCCAUGUCCUGACCUUCGACAACCAUCUGUAUGAGCACCCCGGAUACACCAACCCCGAAUGCACAUACUUGAUGGCCACCGACUACGUAGACAAGAACUUCACCUUGUUCAGCAACCAAGAGAAUAUAUUCCUGGCUCUGAAGGGUGUCCACAUGAGAAUCAACCAAGACAACGUUGUCUACUUCAAUGGUGCUGUCGUCCCCCAGGACAUCCCCUUCGAGGAUGAAGAGAAGACUGUCAAAAUCUUCCACCAAGGUCCAUGGGUCAACAUUUCCUCCUCCUACGGUGUUAAGGUUUCUUGCAACUCAAGAAACUUCCUGUGCUCCGUCUCCCUCAGCUCAUGGUAUCAUGGCAAGACACGUGGACUCCUCGGAAACUUGGACCGCGAGGCAAGAACAGACCGCAUCAAGCCCAAUGGCGAGAACGCAACAGACAUCAUCGACUUCGUCAACGCUUAUGAAGUAACCCACCGACCCGAGUGCCAGAUCAACCGCUACAACCGUCCCAACGUUCAAGUUCCAGGAUGUAGCCAGAGGAACCGUGUUGCUUUUGAGGCUCAGUGCAUGGAGUAUUUCAACAGUCCAGAGUCUGGCCUGCAGCCUGCCUUUGAGACCUUCAGCCCAGUAGAGUGGCUCCAAGAGUGCAGGAAUCUAGCUGACCAAUGCAAGGAUAUCUGUACGCUCACCAAGGGAUACAUUCAUCUGGCUAAUACCAAAGAGAUCUCUGUUGUUGAUCCGUGUGAACAAUGCGGUGACCGCCCAGUAGACUCCAUGUGGAUGGAACGUAAGGUUGUCGACAGCGCCGACAUCGUAUUCGUCGUCUCAGAGAACAAGCUCUUCAGAGGUCCAGAAGUCCUUGCCAACCUCAACACUCUCAUCAACAAGUUGGACAACACUCUCCGCAAGGCCAGCUCUCCAAUGGAAAACAACAUGUAUGGUCUAGCAGCCUUCGGCAGCAUUGGUGUCCAUGAGGGAGAUCACAGCCACACCAUCAACGGUUACCUGAUGAACACAGCUGCCAACAUGCCCAAGGGAUUUGAAAGCCUAGAUUCCGAAGGUGACUACCCAACAGAUGCUUUUGAUGCCAUCAGUCUCGCCGCUACAUACAGAUUCCGUGCAGGAGCAGCCAAGGCUAUCAUCCUCAUUGUCGAGAAUGAACGCCAGGUUGAGGAAUCCUACCUCACUCUCGCUGAAGUCCAACAGAAGUUGAACUCCCGCGGCAUCAUCCUGUAUGUCGUCUCCAACUACGAGUCCAUCUCUAAGAAGUCUGCCCCUGGAGCACCAGUCGGUAUCAAGUUCGACAAGACCAUCAUCACAGCAAGCAAGAAGAUCAAGGAAGGAGUAGUCAACAUCCCAAGCGGAAACUACGCCAAGCUGGCCAUUGCAACACGUGGAUCCAUCUUCCGUUUGGACAUGCUCCUCUCAGGAAACAAUGAGCUCCUCUCGAUGUUGCCGAAGAUCAUUCGCAACGAUGCCCUUCCCAUCAUGUCAGGUUCCGUUGAGAGACAGUGCCAGUGCGUCAUCAACCAAUAUGGCCUCGCAACCGUCAACUGCGAGAACAUCUGGUAGAUUAAAAAACAUCUCCGUAAAAGGUAUCGUAAAAUGAAGGUUUUUUUUCACGAUCAAGUUGUCAAUCUACACUACUAAUGUUGAACACUGCACCUUUUUUGGGUUGAUGGUAUUCCCAGUAUGACUCUUAACAGAAACCUUCAUUUUACAGUACUCUUUGGUAAUUUUUUUAUCGUGAUUGCUGUGGCUUUCAAAUUUCUGUAUUUUGUAAGUUUUUAAAGUUAUGAUUUAGUGAUUGAAGCGAUUAUGUGGAGCUUUUAUUUAAGUUUGGAAGUUAUUAAAACGUUUAUUUUAUUUUUUUGGCAAGGUAUCCAGUUCUAACAACAUAUUAUUGUACAUGGUGGAAUUUCUUUAUUGGUUUAUGCACUUAACAUGGCUUAAGGUUAAAAAAAAAUUCUUUAUAGAAUUUUUGGAAGUAAUACGUAUUUAAAUUGCAUCUUAUAUUCUCUUUACCGCAACAACAUCGCAAGGUCUUGAAAACGGAGGCCCUUCCAGCGGGAUAACUUUCCUUACUUUUACCAAAUUUUGUGACUCCAGAACUCUUGUGGUAUGUCUUCUUCUGUGUUAGAUCUUGUCAACAGAUGUCACCCACUUAAGCUGGUAUAUUAUAAGCUAGCUAGUAUAAGCUAAUAUUAAUAUAAAAAGUCUGUUAUAACGCACUUCAAUGCAGCAUGGAAAAGUAUUUACGCACUAAAUGGCACAACUGUUGAGUGGCAUCUUAUAACUUGCACCUAUAUUCACAUACUAAUAGUUUUAAACAGUUGUAGAACAGGAUUUAGAAACCAAUUUUAACGGAAUGUGUGUAGACUACGAUUUUCGUCAUCUGUUACUGAUUUUAUUUGUUUGUUUGUGUACCUUGCCGGUAAACAGUUUUGAAUAUCAAUGCAAUUAGUUAUUAUAAGGAGGGAUUAUUAAAUCAGAAGGGUUAAUAAAUGUUUUUGCAAGCAUAUCUUUCA